Molecule: messenger RNA, 673 nt
Organism: Paramecium pentaurelia
Lineage: Eukaryota; Ciliophora; Oligohymenophorea; Peniculida; Parameciidae
Source: the annotation of a GenBank genome assembly
AUGGCCAUUUUUCAUUAUCUAUUACUCUUAGCAUUUCCUAUUAUUGUAUUUACUGCUUAAUCCAAAAUUGAAGGCAAGGUUUUCUAUUGUAAAACACUUUCUUUAAUAUAUUCAAGAAUUACAAAGAGAUUUUGUACAAGAUGAUCCAAUUCUCAAAGUAACACUUAAUUAUGGAUAAUAUGAAACAUAUACAUAAAAAAAUGGAAUCUUUGCAUUGUAUAAUACUCAAUAUAAUGGUUAGUUACAAUAUACCAAAUGGCAGAUACUUCUUAGAAAUUCAUUCUAGAUAUUUUGUAUAUGAAUCAGCAUUUAUUGAUGUAUAUACAAGUAAUAAAGGUACAAAUGUUGCUGUAUCUAAAAUUCAUCCAAUCUUAAGAUAAAGACCUAAAUAAUAAUAAUAAAAUAAGUAAUCAAGAAUACAAACGAGAGAUUAAAUGUUAUUUGAGAUAAUUUAAAGAAAAGAUUACUUUGAAGUAAUUAACCUAUAAUAUCUUAAUAGAAAGAAGAAGAAUUGAAUUUAUCAGCGAUCUAUCAAAAUUAGUAUUUUUUCAUGAUUGCUAUAACUGUUGUAAUGUUAUAUUUGGUUAAAAAAAUGCCAAUGGGUAAAUGUUGAUUUUAUUAAAUACAUUAGAGGAAUUACAAUCAGCAGAAAGAGCUCCAUAAUAAUAGUGAU